Molecule: messenger RNA, 906 nt
Organism: Rosa chinensis
Lineage: Eukaryota; Viridiplantae; Streptophyta; Magnoliopsida; Rosales; Rosaceae
Product: senescence-specific cysteine protease SAG39
Exons: 2
Coding region: 1-906 (301 amino acids)
Cellular component (GO): lysosome
Molecular function (GO): cysteine-type endopeptidase activity
Source: RefSeq, a predicted model, not a curated record
AUGGCUUUGGAAGGAAACCUUGUGCUUCUCACACAGCUUGCUGUUGCCAUAUUAUCCCUCAGUUUGUUGGGUACUUUGGCAAUAUCCCAGGCCACAUCCCGCUCAUCUUAUGGAGUCAAUUCCACCAACAUUGCCCAAACCUUUGAGCAAUGGAUGGCAAAGUACGGCCGCAUUUACCCUAUCGGCCAGGAGAAGGGAAAACGUUCUGCCAUAUUCCGGACCAAUUUGGAGUAUGUUGAGAGCUUCAACAAACAAGAGAGUAAGACUUACAAGUUAGGCCUGAAUCAAUUUUCUGAUAUGAACAAUGCAGAAUAUUGCCGACAUCAUACCGGAUACAAAAGAAUGCCCACCUCCUCAACCUCUUUUAGGUACCAAAACAUGUCCGCUGAUGAUGUCCCCAAUAGCAUUGAUUGGAGGAAACAAGGAGCUGUCACCCCUGUAAAGUAUCAAGCAGGCUGUGGUUGUUGUUGGGCUUUCUCAGCGGUGGCAGCUGUGGAAGGGAUUACCAAAAUAAGAACUGGCCAAUUGAUCCCGCUAUCCGAGCAACAACUUGUGGACUGCAAUAGAGAUAUGUACAACAUUGGUUGUGAGGGUGGUAAUAUGGUAGAUGCCUUCCGGUACAUCAAAACAAAUGGUGGAAUCACCAGCGAAGAUAAUUACCAAUACACUGCUAGGGACGGAGCGUGUUACAGUAAUAAAGAAAAACACCAUGAUGCCACAAUAACUGGUUUUGAACAAGUGCCUCGAGGGGAAAUGCAUUUGCUCAAGGCUGUUUCCAUGCAACCAGUCUCGGUUCACAUUGAUGCCCAUGGAAAAGACACUACUCGAGUGGGGUAUUUUCGGGAGAUUGUGGAGUACGCUAUUGUAGUCAUCGGGUAUGGAAAAACUGAAGACGACAUUGACUAG